AUGUUUUUUAAGAGAUCAUUCCAAGGAGUUAAAGAAAUUGUUGGAGUUUCUAAAAAGACUGAAGAUAAUGAAGUAAAUCAAUUAAAAAUUGACUUGCAAAAUACUAUUAAGAAAUUAAAGAAAGCUAGUUCUUCAUAUUCAAAACUACCAGAUGCAGGAAGAUCAUCAACUGUUUGUCAUAUGCAAGCAAUGAAAGAUGGAAAAGAUUUAUUAGGAGAAGGAUGUUGUUGUCAAGAGUGUUAUAGUAUUUUUGAAGAAAUAGAUAUGAAAGGUCAUUUAUAUGGUAUGAAAAUUAAAGAGGAAGUAAUUGAACCAAUUCAAAGGCUUGUUGAGGCAUGUACUAUUAUGGAAAAAAGGACUAAAACUUUAGGACAAAGAAGAUUAGAUAUGGAUGCAGCUCAUGACAAAUAUGAGUCAAUUGCUAAAAAAGCACCAGAAAAACAAAAUGGGUUAGCUGAAGCAGAGACUCGAUAUAAUGAAGCUAAAGACAAUUAUGAUUAUUUGAGAAAUGAGAUAGUUACUGACAUAAACAAAUGUAUAGAACAAGUUAAAAUACAAUUUCCACAAAUUUGUGUUAAUUGUAUGAAGAGUUACACAGACUAUAUUAAUGAAUUAAAUGAAAUUUGGACUAAAGUACCAAGUAUUAUUUCAUCAAUUCCUGAAGUAGAUUUAAAACAAGAAAUUCCAAUCACACCAAAUGAACAAUCAAUGAUUGUUUUAGAAAAUGUUCGUGCUAAGAAAAAUAAUGAUCUAGGAGGAUUUAUUAAUGAUGAUUUCACUUCUCAAACUAAACCAACAGAACCAACUACUCCAGUUAUGACUACUCCUCAACCAACAAAUCAAUUUUCAACUGUAACAGCACUUUAUGAUUAUACUGCUGUAGAUGCAGGAGAGUUGUCUUUUAAAGAAGGAGAUGUCAUUACUGUAUUAGAGAAGUCAGGUGAUUGGUGGAGUGGAGAACUUAAUGGAGUAAAAGGUAUUUUCCCAUCGAAUUACGUUAAUUAA
This is a messenger RNA of Entamoeba nuttalli P19, 1005 nucleotides long. RefSeq names its product BAR/SH3 domain containing protein. Bases 1 to 1005 code for a protein of 334 amino acids. The transcript has a single exon. Gene Ontology annotation, biological process: endocytosis; actin cortical patch localization; plasma membrane tubulation. Gene Ontology annotation, cellular component: medial cortex; actin cortical patch; mating projection tip. Gene Ontology annotation, molecular function: lipid binding; protein binding. Lineage: Eukaryota; Evosea; Mastigamoebida; Endamoebidae. The record is from RefSeq and is a predicted model, not a curated record.